GCUGCACUCGCUUCCGUGUUUGUGUGAUCAGGGAGUGCUCAGCCGGGGGAGCUUCACUGGUUCAUUCAUUUCUCAACAAUAACGCUAAGCAAGUGACCAGCAAGCAAGAUGACCUAUGACCCGAAGCAUGUAUUCGCCAGUCUCCCUCAGAUGGAGAGGGGCGUUGCAAAAGUGAUCGGAGGCGAUCCCAAAGGGAACAACUUCUUGUACACCAAUGGGAAGUGUGUCAUCAUCAGGAACAUCAAUAACCCAGCUAUAGCAGACAUUUACACCGAACAUGCCCAUACGGUAACUGUUGCUAAGUACGCCCCCAGUGGAUUCUACAUUGCAUCUGGAGAUGUAUCAGGAAAGAUCCGUAUCUGGGACACCACCCAGAAGGAGCACCUUCUCAAGUAUGAGUACACCCCUAUUUCAGGCAGGAUCAAGGACAUUGCAUGGACAGAGGAUAGCAAGAGGAUUGCUGUCGUUGGGGACGGACGAGAGAAGUUUGGAGCCGUGUUCCUGUGGGACUCUGGCUCCUCAGUGGGGGAGGUUGCCGGCCACUCCAAAUUAAUCAACAGUGUCGACAUAAAGCAGACACGUCCUUACCGCCUGGCCACCGGCAGUGAUGACACCACCGGCUGCUUCUCCGAGGGAGUCCCCUUCAAGUUCAAGUUCACAUUAAAUCAACACACCCAGUUUGUCAACUGUGUUCGUUUCUCUCCAGAUGGGCAGCGGUUUGUCACCGCUGGCGCCGAUGGCCAGAUUUUCCUCUAUGAUGGAAAGGUUGGUGAGCAUGUCGGCUCACUGGGUGGAGAGAAGGCCCACAAAGGAGGAAUCUAUGCUGUCUGCUGGAGCCCUGACAGCUCCCAGCUGAUCUCUGCUUCAGGGGACAAGACCGUGAAGCUCUGGGAUGUUAGUACAGGCACGGCCGUCACCACCUUCAACUUGGGCUCUGAUACGACAGACAUGCAGCUGGGCUGCCUGUGGCAGAAAGACCACCUCCUCAGCAUCUCCCUGUCAGGAUACAUCAACUACCUGGACAAGAACAACCCUGACCGGCCCAUACGCACCAUCAAGGGUCACAGCAAAUCCAUCCAGUGUUUGACAGUUCACAGAAAGGAUGGGCGACCAUACAUCUACUCGGGGAGUCAUGAUGGACACAUCAAUUACUGGGAUGCAGAAACCGGGGAGAACGACUGCUUCUCAGGGAAGGGCCAUAGCAACCAGGUGAGCAGGAUGGUGACUGACGAAGGCGGCCAGCUGGUGACGUGCAGCAUGGAUGAUACACUGCGCUACACCAACAUCAGCAAGGGGGAGUACAGUGCCAGCGAUGUGGUGAAGAUGGAUUUCCAGCCUAAAACUGUGUCCGUAGCAGCAGGAGGGCUGUCAUUGGCUGUGUGCAUCGGGCAGGUUGUGUUGCUGAAGGACAAGAAGAAAGUCUUCACAAUGGAUGGUCUCGACUAUGAAGCAGAGGUUGGAACUCUCCAUCCCGGGGGCACCACUGCAGCAGUGGGGGGAGCAGAUGGGAAAAUCCGUCUGUACUCCAUUCAGGGCAACACUCUGAAGGACGAGGGAAAGACCAUCGAGGCUACAGGGGCGGCCACAGACAUGGCCUACUCUAAUGAUGGAGCCUAUCUGGCGGUCAUAGGCGAUAAGAAAGUUACCACCGUUUUUACUGUGGCUGAUGACUACAAGGUCAAAAAUGUGUUUUAUGGACACCACGCCAAACCAGUAACUUUGGCGUGGUCGCCUGACAAUGAACACUUUGCGACCGGUGGGAUGGACAUGAAUGUGUUUGUCUGGACAGUUUGUGACCCAGACAAGAGGGUUAAGAUCCCAGAUACUCACCGGUUGCACCAUCCUAGCGGCCUGGCCUGGGUAGAUGAGCACACUCUAGUCACCACCUCCCACGAUGCAAGCGUCAAGCAGUGGACUAUUGAAUACUGAGCUGCGAGCAGACAAACAUCCACAUCUCCAGGGACAAGGACUACUGUAGAUUUCAAUCUUUCUUUUCUCUAUUCUUUUUUUUUUUUGUUCUUUUUUUUUUUACUAUCUAUACGGUGUUCUAUGCUGUCUGUAAACAUCUGAAUCGUAAAUGGUUUUAACUGGGGAAAGCUCCCAUACAAUAUUAUCUAAGAUAUGUCUCUUUGAUGCGAAUAACCUCAACUUACACUGAGACAAAUUAUUGAAUUAUAAGAUGUAACCAUGAGUGCUUUUACAUCUCUUUGAGCUUUAUGGACCCACAAUAAUAUUUGUUAGCUCAACAUUCCAUAGGUAAUAGCUUUCGCUCAGUUUAAACUGGUAUCCUUGUCUGGUUGGGCUCAAUGCAUCCUAACUCAACGGAUGAACUCUUUUUUUUUUUUUUUUAAAUCAACAAAAUCAUGUCUGAAAGAAAUGAAACCUUUUGGUUACAUUCCUGGAAUGAGAAGUAACUGAUGAGUUAAGUUAAUUUUCAAGGUUUUAAGGGGCUGGGUUGUUUUGCUUUGUCUUUGGUUUCAUACUUUUUAUGUUUCACAACUCUUCCUGUUGAACUGGGGAGCAGUAAUAGGAACUGAAAGAACAAAGUAUGUAUACAAUCAAGAUGCUGUCUGUUCAGUCGGAGAUCCCGUGUUGUUGCUGUGUUUAUGUUUGGGCCCACUAUGCUUGUCGCACUUAAUUUUUCCCAUGUCUUUAUGCAUUCACUUCCAAGGUGGAAUUGACUCAUUAAUAAUAAUAAUAAAAAAACACUUUUUAUGCAGCUCCCUUUCAUACA
Epinephelus lanceolatus (giant grouper) is the source of this 2734-nucleotide messenger RNA. The record is from RefSeq and is a predicted model, not a curated record. Lineage: Eukaryota; Metazoa; Chordata; Actinopteri; Perciformes; Serranidae.